This is a messenger RNA of Aspergillus versicolor CBS 583.65, 1047 nucleotides long. RefSeq names its product FAD-dependent oxidoreductase. Bases 1 to 1047 code for a protein of 348 amino acids. Gene Ontology annotation, molecular function: D-amino-acid oxidase activity; FAD binding. NCBI's taxonomy places the organism in Eukaryota, Fungi, Ascomycota, Eurotiomycetes, Eurotiales, Aspergillaceae. The transcript has 4 exons. The record is from RefSeq and is a predicted model, not a curated record.
AUGGCUCGCGAUAGCAUUGUGGUCCUGGGCGCCGGCAUUAUCGGGCUGAAUGUCGCCCUCGAGCUGUCAAAACGUGGAUACGGACGUCAUGUCACGGUGAUAGCGAAGCAUUUGCCUGAAGACUCCCAUGUCGACUAUACCUCACCUUGGGCUGGUGCGAAUUUCUCGGGCGUUUCAGGCAACGACGCCAAUGCCUUGCGAUGGGACAAGGCAGGGUAUCUGACUCUGAUGCGACUGAUUGACGAACAAGCCGAGGAGGCGAAAUUCCUCAAGAAGACGGAGUCGAUUGAAUACUGGGACGAGGAACCGUCAAUGGACAAGAUCCGAAGUGUAACCGAGUACCUGCGGGAUGUUCAAGCAAUCCCGAAAGGAGAGUUGCCACCGAACGUCGCGUUUGGUCUGCGCUUUACGACCAUCACACUGAACGCACCAGCCCAUUGUCGCCACCUGCAGUCUCUCCUUUCACAGCCGAGAUACGGCUCAGUACAAUUUGCUCGACAGGCAGUAACAACGCUAGACAAUGCCUUCCUGUCAUCAAACACUAAACUUGUAUUCAACUGUAUCGGAAAUGCCGCGAAGGCACUUCCCGGCGUCAGCGACCAGAAGUGCUAUCCCACCAGAGGCCAGAUAGUUCUGGUAAAAGCACCCCAGGUCAACCAAAACACCAUGCGCCACGGGAAAGACUACGAGACAUAUAUCAUCCCGCGGCCUCUAUCCGACUCGACGGUAAUUCUCGGCGGAUACAUGCAAAAAGGCGACAGAGAGAGCAAAGUCCGCGACGAAGAAACACGGUCGAUUUUGCAUAGAACGGGAGAAUUGCUACCGGCGCUUAAAUCCAACGAAACACAGGUUCUUAAGGUUGCAGUUGGGUUUCGGCCGUCGCGAGAGGGGGGAGCUCGAGUGGAGAGAGAGCAGUUCAAUGGGCGAACAGUCGUGCAUAACUAUGGAGCUGGAGGUACUGGAUAUCAGGCUGGCAUGGGGAUGGCGCAGGACGCAGUCGGUCUGGUACAGGGGGAGCUGGACAUGUUGCCGAUGAGCAAACUGUGA